UGAGCAACGUGGUUGACUCCUUCCGUUCCUCCUCCGUUGCUGAGCCAAAGGAACGACCAGUCAGGACCCGACUGUCCUGACGACGCGACACGCGAUCGAUCAGGACCACGAGAUCGUCCUCGCCGGAGUACCAGCCUCGAGGACCUCCCAGCAUCGGACAGAGGAUACUACACGCUCGGUGAAGUUGGUGUCGGUGAAGAUCGAUCGUCGCGUGCUACCGUACCUCUUUCUCUUCGACCCAGCUUUUACCGGAACAGAAAGAUCCCGCCUAAAGGAUUUGUCGGAGUUCAGUGAUACGAAUGAUCCCGGGACGAGGAACAGUCGCGUGACACGCGUCGCGAUCUGUCCGCUCGAACACGUGGUCGCCACGAGGCGCACUCCUGAAAGGCCGAGUCCCGUCGCGGAGCCUCUUCAGGAUGUUCGAUCGGACGUUCCAUUCAGGAUACCGGUAGGAACACGAUCCUAGCGAGGAUCGAUGAACGAAGAGGAAGAAGAAGAAGUGCACGAGUGUGAGGAUAGUGUGCCGUUGUUGAAACCACAGUGAUUCUUACAGUUUCCCUCUUCGCUUUUCUUCCGUCUACUUCUUCCGCUUCUUUCUGUCUUUGACUGACUGACUCUUCUCUUUCUAUCCCUUGCGCGUGGUGAACUCGUAACGGUGGCACGUGGCGGAGAGAUUCAGAAAAAAUAAACGGAACGGAAAAACGAGUUUGACGAGAGAAAAAAGGAAGACACAGGUGGGAAAGUGAGAACCGUUCGACGCAAGUGCGACCAACAACCCCCGACUUCAAGGUCGUGGAAUGACGCAAAAGAUCUUCCCGUGCGACGAGCAGGAGCAAGGCCAAGGGUGACAGAGGCGGUGUGAUGAGCGGAUAUCUCGGUAACAUCACCCUGCCCCCAACGUUGUUGCACGACCCGAAGUAUCCUCCAGCCAUGCGGGAGAAGGACUCGAGUCCGAGAAAAAUGCCGGGCCACAUCAGCCCCAAACAGGCCAGCAUUUACCCGCUGAGCGUUCGCGUGCCGGACGUCGAAGAAUUACCGUACGACUUGAGCCACGGCCACGGUCGAGGCCUGUCGAGUCCCUCCAACCAGCAGCAACAUCAGCAACAACCCCACAUGAGUCCUGCGGCCAGGCCGCCACAGACCCACCAUCAGGACGAUCUCGACUGCGAGCCGUUGGAUCUGCGCGUGGAUCACAAGAAGGAGAGGCUCACGGACGAGAACCAAAACGAGAUAGAGGUCCUGAAUCAGAACAGUCUGGGUAACAGUAUUCCUUACCACACGGUGCUGUUCCCCCAACAUCAUGCCGUCCAUCCGUUGGUCCUCGAAGCCAUGUACCGAUCGCAUCACCAUAGCUCGACCGUUCCUGACCUGCCGAAGAUCCAAGUUCGAGCUCUGCCCACGAUGGUACCUCUACCACCGAACAGAUUCCCGUCCACCACCUCCUCCACGUCGCCCUCUUCGUCGCAAGCCAUCCCCAGAAUACCCAGCCCUUCCGCCGGCCAACAGCAUCCGCAGCAGCAACAGAGUCAUUCGAGCCAACAGCAACAGCAACAACAACCAGCCUCCAGUCUUCCACCGUACUCCAUCAGCGUCCAAGCUGGUCUCAAACCUAAAGACAGAUACUCGUGCAAAUUCUGUGGCAAGGUUUUCCCCAGAUCCGCCAAUUUGACCCGACAUUUGAGGACGCAUACCGGCGAACAACCUUAUAAGUGUAAAUACUGCGAGAGGAGCUUCAGCAUCUCCAGCAACCUGCAACGCCACGUCCGGAACAUCCACAACAAGGAGAAACCGUUCAAGUGUCCCUUGUGCGAACGGUGUUUCGGUCAGCAGACCAAUUUGGACAGACAUUUGAAGAAACACGACGCGGACGGUCCUACGAUACUGGACGAGGUUAGGUCCAGGUACCACGGUCAACUGCCGAGGGCGGACGAAUCCUAUUUCGAAGAGAUUCGCAGUUUCAUGGGCAAGAUCACCUCGCAGAGACAAGGGAUACCUUACUUCCCCGGGUUGCUGGGACACGGAGGAGACGAGUUCAGGAACGACAAACAGCAACUUCAGCUGGAGGAGAAGAGGGGCGACUCUUCUUACUUCAGCGACAGAGACAACCUGAGUUCGAGGUCGAGCAGCACCACCAGCAGACCAGAGAGUGUUCAAGAGGAACAGAGAGAAGUUAACUCUCCGCCUAUGUCGCCUGGGAAUAACACUUGAGUCGAGGAAAUCGAUGUUCCAGGGUUCUUUGGAGUUUCUAUGAAACGAAAUGCUCGUGAACGUGCUACCAUUUUUCUUUUUUUCCUCCUCCAACGGACAGAGUUAUUUUUAUACGGUAGAUCUUGUCGUUCUAUGCGAUUUUCGCAUCUUGAAACUAGGAUUUAGCGAAUUAGAAACCGGGUGCCUUAGUGUACGUGCCUAGAAUGUUCUCGAAGGAAAUUCGAUCGAAGAUCGGAUGGAGAACGAAACUCGAUUUAAGUGCCGAUAUUUUAGUUACUUUUAUACGUGAACGCGUUACCAUCGCCGUUUGUCGAUCGAUAAGUAAGGGAAAGAUACAGGGUGAUUCAAAACGAGGGUCUAAGAUCGGGCUGUUACGAAAGUUCGAAUCAUCCGAAUAAUUAUUUGAGUAUUCGAAUAUUGGAAUAGACGAAUUAUUCGAAAUUUUCGAGUACUCAAAUUCGAGAGAUUUUUUACUAUAAGACCCUUUCCUCCGACAUCUCCUAUAAUCCAGCUAUUAAUUCCGUGUGGUAGAUAAAUUCGCAGGCUGUCGAUAAUAAAUUUUUCACGAACGAAACUAUUUUAGCGAAGAACGUGUUAUUCAAUCGCGUUUGCUGCUGGAACGUAAGAUCGACAGGCGGUACGAGGAAAAGAAACGGGCGAGAAAAAAAACAUCGGAAGGAAAAGACCGAUCGAAUCCAGUCCGAUUCGUUCCAGCGGUAAAGAACCAUUGAAAACGAUGCUUCUCGAUUUUACGAUCUAGAAAGCGAAUUUCAACCACUCCAUCGCCUCGGAGAUAAUCCGCAGCGCCGAUCGGCGAACCGCCAAUGAUGGAUAAUAAAAUAGAAAUCGGUGGGCGGAUCUGUGCGGCUGUCGAUCGACGGUCAAUAGGUCCAGGAAUUGUCCUCGGACAAGGGGAACAGGAAAUUCGACGGUUCAGACACGAAUCAUUAAGUUCUUCAUUGAGGAAACCGACAACGCGCCUUGAGAGUUCGGGGCCAUUUUCACGGGCUAUGAAAUAGCGAAGGAGAUAUCGUUUCUAUUUAUUUGUACUCCGAUGUUGAGACGAUCGAAAUCGACCGACACGUUUCGAACGGUAAAUGGUGCUUGACACCUUGAAAAAGUGGCACAAGGAGCUCCGCGAUGUAACCUAAGGUGUCUAGAGCAAUUUUCACGGAUCGGCAAUUAGAUUUUCUAAAAUUGAAAGGCACAGCUGACGGAAGAUGGAAAAAUGUAGAAAUGAAAGUACAGAAUCGAGGAAAACGAAUGUAAAUGGUAGCGAGUACAUGGGAAACGCGUUGCACGCAGAAUCAAUAAUGCUUGACACGGAAAAGUGGCGUGUUUCCUGCCGAUGAUGAUUAGCAAAAAGAAGCGAACGAAAGGCGUCAUCAGCAAGAUCCCACACGUCGACGAUAUACCCUUCUCAUUUCCUGCGGACGAUCGCUGAAAACUCUACCCGGGGCGAAACGAUCUAAUCGCCUUCCGCUCUUGCGAAUUCACCGGUACUUUCUAAUCGGUAAGCUACUAACUAACAUCGACGCGAACGAGAGUUACUUCGACCUUGAACGUAAGUGGCUCACUUCGAUUAAUUAUACCCGAUCUAGAUCGUAUCGACAGGAACAUCGAUCGAUGGUUCGAACGGCUCGAAAAUUGAUACUGGAUGAUUACGUGCUCUAUGAACAGCUACAUACCCCAAGGUUUCAAAGUUCCAAGGUAGAAAAUAGUCUACGAAAUUUAGAAAUAGAACUACGCAACCGAUGCUCGAUGACAUUGACCAACAAAAGUGAAACUUAUAUCGAUACUUCAAAAUACACUACCGGGUGAUUACGUAGCCUCGGAAUAGUCGUGCGAAGUAUUCAGAACGAAGAAGACAGUCAGCAAAAUUCGAGAAGACGUUGUUAUCCGAUGCUAUUCGAUGAAAUUGAUCAGGGAAAGUGAAAUCGUUGUACCAAAGAAUGAACUUGUCUAUAUCGAAUUAAAUAAAGUUAUUUUUUAAAAGAUCUUUAUCAGACACCGUGCGAAAAAAUGGCCAAUCAAAAGUUGUCUAUGGGUAAAGAAUGUAGGAGAUCAAGGAGCGUAACGAAACCUAUCCUAUCGUACAGCGACGUCGCGAUAUUAGGUGGCAAUUUAUCGGUACUUUCUACCUUGUACAUUCACUGCAAGUAGCGCAGGUGCACGCGGACGCUGUUUGCGCCCAGGCCACGAGGGAGAUCCUCUUGACCUUGGUAAACGCGUUCAACCAUCGGUGGUUAGGGCUGGCCGUCUUCGUUCCCAAGGAGUCCCAUUCAACGAUGAUCCACGCGUGAGAAACGGUUUGCGCUUUCUAGCCUGGAAUGCUCCGAUAAAUUAUACGGGAACCCGAUCUCAAACUUCGGAAUCGUAGAAAGCUGGAAAUUUCGUUAUUUCGGAAUUUAAGAAUUCGUGCAUUUGUACUUUCUGAAACUGCUGAAAGGAGAUACUACUUGUACUACUACUUGUACUCAUACUACUUGUUUGUGUACCAAAAUACAACUUUGAUAACUACAACCAGAAUAACUACAACUGAUAAAUACAACUAGAUAACCCUCUACAGUGUACGAGGAAAAUACUCCAUAAUGUGAAAGAAAAAGAGCAACGCAAGAUCCGUAAUGCGAUUCCCGAUACAAUGUUUCAAAUCAGCCGAUCGAUCUACGGUAUCUCGUCCGUCGUUGCAAUGAAAGGAGUGAAACACACCCGGAUAAUGGAGACGAAACAUUCAAAUUUAUUUCAUACAGUCGACCGCAACCGCAUAAACGAAAGGAAACCGCGACAAGAAGCUGCGCAGACGGUUGGUCAUCGAUUCGAGGUGCAUCAACAUGUGCAUCGCCGAUCAGUGGAAUCAAUCGGUCCACGAAAUCCAUUUUAAGAGAGUUAACCGAUUUCGUAAGGAGAUCGAUGCAGCAACGAGGACGUGGCGAGGUGUGACUAAGCUCUCCACGGCGAUAUAUAGAUCGGAUACAUCUCCUCUCUCUUCUCGUUUGUGGCGGCCAACUUGUGCUCGAACAGAGACCCUGGUUCUCUUGCCACACGCAUAUAUACACGCGAUCCCGGUCGACGAGAUGGCCUCGGACCUCUGUUGCGUUACACUUUUGCCACGCCCCGAUCGGACGGGCAAGCUCAUCGCGAAAGUGAAACGCAAUAAAGGAGCCAAGCCGAGAGAGCCUCGGUACAACCAUGAAACCGAGCCUAACGGAUCCGAUUGUGUACCUUGCUUCGACACGGAGGAAACGUUCGAGUAAUAAAUUUAGAGCUACCGAAAUUCUAUUUACUUUCUAAACCGAUAUCGCGUGGUUAUCUGAACGCGAUAUGGAUCGGCAUUGAUGGAGCCUCGAUAAAAGUUUAAAAAACUCCAGCUCGAAUCGUUUCGGUACAAAGACGAAAUUUCUCUGAGGGACGAUUCUAUCCGCGAUUUCGCGGCACGUCCGCACGCCGUUUUUCGAUCUCAUCUCGUUCCAGUUUGCACGCGUGAUUUCACUGGUCGCUGGUGGACAGCUCGAAAACAAUUCCAAUUGCGACAGCCUGCUACGAAAACCGAGAGACCAAAAAGAUCUUACAAGACCAAGUGGUGCUCUGUUCUUACCUUUCUUCGACUAUAACUAACACGUUGACUGCUUUUGAAUAGUAGACACAUUGUCAUAAUAAUCAACCCUUAAUUGACUCAACACCUUAGCAGAAUAAAAUGAGUUCAGACAGUAUUUAAUUUGACGUGAAAUAGAAUCUACAUCGUUGGUAAGGUGUUUGACUGUUUUAUGGCAAUCAACGUGUUAAUUUUUCUGCCACACGAAUCACUUUGUAUAGAUUUGGCGAUAGCGUUACGAGAAAUAUUAGAGAUGUACAGUCUGUUCCAGGUUUUGCCUCUUCCUAAUUCUACCGAUAUCUUUUAUGAACAGCAACGGGCAAAAAAUGCAAUAAAAAUGUAGGUUUAGUGCUUCCUGUUAAGAAUUUCAACAUUUUUUGUUUUAGAGAAUACCGGUAGUGUGUACGGCGGAAAAAACUUGGAACAUCUUGUAUAAUAUACACAGGUGUACCUAUAGCUGGUAGAAUUCGAAACGAGGCUCAAUUUAGUUAGUCGAAGUUGUCGCGGAUGUAUUAGUUUCUCAUGCAUCGACGAGUUCCGUGAACUGUAUUUUGUAAUAAAUUUAACAGUGGCAGAUUUUCACUGAGGAGAGACAAAUUAUUUUUGGUCAAAAACACUUUGUUAGAAUUUUGUCUUAAUCUGGAAUGAAGUCAAAAUCCACCACUGGUAGAAGGUGUCGAACUCGUCGAAGCGCAAAACGCGAAAGGCAGCUAAUCCCGCGAAUACAGCGUGUAAUUUCAACGAGAAAGAAUCUCAUCUUACGCGGUCUCGUUUGUCGUGCAGCGCAUGUACACGAACGGCUCGAAGAGGACACGUUUUAAUCCUUAAAACACUGUGAGAACGUGCUUAUAAAUUCGCCACGUUUAUAUUUACCGUUAGAAAAGUGAUAAUUACACGGUUUACCUUGACAUGACAUAAUUGACAAUAAUUUCAAACAUCUGAAUUGAAUUCUAACAGAGAAUGUACCUCGAGAAAAAAUGUAUAUCCAAAAGAAAAAUCUAUCAUUGAAUAUUUAGCGAGUUAAAAGUUAAUUGAAAUGGAGGUGAGGUUCGCGUGGGUCUCACCCUCUUGCAAUGAAUAGUCAGCCGCGCGCGCGAGGUGUACCAAGAGGAUUGUAUAAAGUACAUUUAAUUUUUAUACAUAGUAUAUACGUACACGAACACACACGGAGAAACAUAGAGAUCUAUAUGCAGAUGAAUAUUAAAAAUACAGAUAAUAUAUAUAUACAUGUAUGUAUUGUAAACCUUACCACGAUUGUGAUUUCACCGAGGUUACCGAGUUAAUACGUAUUGUGUUUACUGUUUAGCCACGAACGCGGCGAAGCUACGAUGCGCUCGUUACCUUUCUUUUUUUCGUAAAACUGCUAGCGAAUAAGUAUGCGCCCGUGAUCAAGCUCAGUUCGACCCCGUAGGGUUCUUUCUUAUUUUCAUUCAUUUUUUUUUUCUUUUUAUCUUUUACAUAGUCAAAUUCCAAGUGGGCCAAGUGCCUCGUGAUCGUAUCGAAGGGACCGUCGAUCGUCGUCGCUACGAGAUCAACAUUUUUUAUCGAGAAGACGUAUUGUUUUCUUUUUUCCUUUUUCUUUACACGUUCAUCGCAAGAUCUCGUCGCGAGGACGAAAUUCGUUCGUCGAGAGGCAGGAUUCUUGAUCGCGAACGAUUCCCUCUCCUAUUUUUGUAUUUACAGGUAAAUCCACUCUGUUUAGCCCCCGUAGUCGCGCGUCCUGUAGAAUAGUGGUGACUGUAUAUAUGUUCAUA
Messenger RNA from Megachile rotundata (alfalfa leafcutting bee), 7554 nucleotides. RefSeq lists its product as uncharacterized. Gene Ontology annotation, biological process: regulation of transcription by RNA polymerase II. Lineage: Eukaryota; Metazoa; Arthropoda; Insecta; Hymenoptera; Megachilidae. The record is from RefSeq and is a predicted model, not a curated record. Gene Ontology annotation, molecular function: RNA polymerase II cis-regulatory region sequence-specific DNA binding; DNA-binding transcription factor activity, RNA polymerase II-specific.